Molecule: messenger RNA, 1786 nt
Organism: Myodes glareolus (Bank vole)
Lineage: Eukaryota; Metazoa; Chordata; Mammalia; Rodentia; Cricetidae
Gene: Pdia6
Product: protein disulfide isomerase family A member 6
Biological process (GO): response to endoplasmic reticulum stress
Cellular component (GO): endoplasmic reticulum lumen
Molecular function (GO): protein-disulfide reductase activity; protein disulfide isomerase activity
Source: RefSeq, a predicted model, not a curated record
GCCCCCGCGCGCCGGCGCACCGCCCGCUAGAAGCCGAGGGCGGGACGUGGGCGCGGCAGAGCUGUAGCGGCGGCGGCGCGGACUGAAUGCGACUUCUCGGCAUGGCUCGCCUGGAGCUCGGUCUGGUGAGCUGUGCCUUCUUUCUGGCAGUCAGUGGUCUGUAUUCCUCUAGUGAUGAUGUCAUCGAGUUAACACCAUCAAAUUUCAACAGAGAAGUCAUUCAGAGCAAUAGCCUGUGGCUUGUAGAGUUUUAUGCUCCAUGGUGUGGUCAUUGCCAGAGGUUAACACCAGAAUGGAAAAAAGCAGCCACCGCAUUGAAAGAUGUUGUCAAAGUUGGUGCAGUGGACGCAGAUAAGCAUCAGUCCCUGGGCGGUCAGUACGGUGUCCAGGGAUUUCCUACCAUCAAGAUAUUUGGAGCGAACAAAAACAAACCAGAAGAUUAUCAAGGUGGCAGAACUGGGGAAGCCAUCGUGGACGCUGCCCUCAGUGCUUUGCGCCAGCUCGUGAAGGAUCGCCUUGGUGGGCGGAGCGGUGGGUACAGUUCUGGAAAACAGGGCAGGGGCGACAGUUCAAGUAAGAAAGACGUGAUAGAGCUGACGGAUGACACCUUUGAUAAGAAUGUCCUUGACAGUGAAGAUGUUUGGAUGGUUGAGUUUUAUGCUCCAUGGUGCGGACAUUGCAAAAACCUGGAGCCAGAGUGGGCGGCCGCAGCCACAGAAGUGAAGGAGCAAACGAAGGGGAAGGUGAAGCUGGCAGCUGUGGAUGCCACCGUGAAUCAGGUUCUAGCCGGCCGAUACGGGAUUAGAGGAUUCCCUACAAUCAAGAUAUUUCAGAAAGGCGAGUCUCCUGCAGACUAUGAUGGUGGGCGGACAAGAUCAGACAUAGUGUCAAGGGCCCUCGAUUUGUUCUCGGAUAAUGCCCCGCCUCCAGAGCUGCUCGAGAUAAUCAACGAAGACGUUGCCAAGAAGACAUGUGAGGAGCAUCAGCUCUGUGUCGUGGCCGUGCUGCCCCACAUCCUGGACACCGGGGCUGCGGGCAGAAACUCUUACUUGGAAGUUCUUCUGAAACUGGCUGACAAAUACAAGAAGAAAAUGUGGGGGUGGCUGUGGACAGAAGCUGGAGCUCAGUAUGAACUGGAGAACGCACUGGGGAUCGGAGGGUUUGGGUACCCUGCUAUGGCAGCCAUCAACGCACGCAAAAUGAAGUUUGCUCUUCUCAAAGGGUCUUUCAGUGAACAAGGCAUUAAUGAAUUUCUCAGGGAACUGUCUUUCGGACGUGGCUCCACAGCACCUGUGGGAGGUGGUUCCUUUCCUACCAUCACUGCCAGAGAGCCCUGGGAUGGGAAAGAUGGUGAGCUUCCUGUGGAGGAUGACAUUGACCUGAGCGACGUGGAGCUGGACGAGCUGGAGAAGGAUGAGCUGUGAGCCGCAGCCUGCAGACUUCUUGCUUGGGAGCAGGCAGCUUUCCAGCAGAGAUGGCUCUGCUCGGCGUCUGCUGUUGGCCUUUCCGAGCAGCACUUGCCAGCCCUGGAAACACUGCAACAGUGAACCUCAGCGUCUCAAGAAAACACUGAAGAAUUCUAUGAAUUGUAGCCAUGAAUUGGAUUGUAUUCUUUGGCAUAUUUUGAAGAAAACUGGGCUGUUGAAACAUUUUCCCCUCCUCCUGACUGCUGCUUGACUGUUCUUGGAGGCUGUUUCUUAUGUAUAGGGUUUUUAAAUGUGAUUCCUUUGUUUGAAUAUUAAUGGCUUUUUCCAUUAAAGAAUAAAAUGAUAUUUUGGACAAUGCU